AUUCAAUUGAACAACCAUGGGUGCCUUUGCCAAAAUCAAGUGCUUCUUAGCCUGUAUCAUCUUGUACUAUUCCGUCUACUUGUACAAUUACAAGUGUCCAACCUUUGCUUCCGUGGAUCCAAGCAUCAUUGAAUCCAAUCCAUUACACAGUGAACAAGUUGCUUUAUGUGAAUUAUUACAUUCCGGUGCCGACUUUAUCCAACCAUACCAUGCCAAAGUUCAUGAAGUCUUGGAUGAACACGUUCAUUCCCAUCCAUUGUUCAUCGAAUACAAGAUUAAGGAAAAGAUAGUUUCCGCCAGGGGUAAAAUCAGUUCUGUUGUUUGUCCAUUAGCUCAACAACUUUUCCAAGCUACUGAAAUUGCUGAAAUUCACGCUUAUGAUCAUCUCUCUAAGGUUUAUCAACAAGCUGCUGGUUUGUUAAAGAAGGAUUAAUUUGUUGAAGGAAGCAUAGAAAUCUGAAGUAUGUUUUGAUGAUUUUUAUAUUUUGUAUGAUAUAUCUAUAUACCCUCAAUGUUACUGAAAUUUUACUGUAAAUGGUUCAGGUGCAAAGAAUGAGAAGUGGUAUGUAGAUUUUUCAGAUGACAAACCUGUGUUUAUAGUAUACCCUGAUUUUUUUUUUUAGUUAGUAGCAAUGAAUAUACCAUGAAAUUUU
This is a messenger RNA of Spathaspora passalidarum NRRL Y-27907, 653 nucleotides long. RefSeq lists its product as uncharacterized. The transcript has a single exon. Lineage: Eukaryota; Fungi; Ascomycota; Pichiomycetes; Serinales; Debaryomycetaceae. The coding region runs from base 17 to 433 and encodes 138 amino acids. The record is from RefSeq and is a predicted model, not a curated record.